This is a messenger RNA of Protopterus annectens (West African lungfish), 1685 nucleotides long. RefSeq names its product superoxide dismutase 3 (gene SOD3). Gene Ontology annotation, biological process: removal of superoxide radicals. The record is from RefSeq and is a predicted model, not a curated record. Lineage: Eukaryota; Metazoa; Chordata; Ceratodontiformes; Protopteridae. The coding region runs from base 399 to 1091 and encodes 230 amino acids. Gene Ontology annotation, molecular function: copper ion binding; superoxide dismutase activity. The transcript is spliced from 2 exons.
GCUUCUUAAAAACUUUUGUUUCCUGGCUACGAUGACUUGUUUAUAACAGCGACAUUUGUUGCAAAACAGUUGGCCAUGAUAAAUGGGGAUUUAAUUUUCUUCCCAACCCAUUUUUAGCUACUAUUUCUUCCAUAUCAAGCCAGUGCCGUCAGCAAAGACUGUGUCUCAGCAAUAAACUUGAAAACAGAGCAGUUGAAUGACUAAAGUUGUUCAAGAGCCUCACUGUUGCUUUGCUUUAAAAACUAGCUGUUCUUUCGGAGUGAUUACUAAACUACUUCAGGGUUUAUCAUUCUACGUCUCUUUUAAAAAGAAUAUAUUAAAGGACAUAUCUGGAAACAUUUACUAUUGGGAGAAAAUUGCUACACUUGAAAUAAAUCACUCCAAAAGUUCAGGAUACCAUGCGUAACAAAAUGGUGGUUUUAUCUUUGAGUGUAACUAUGCUGUUGUCACUCUUCAUUUCUUAUUCAACCGGCACUGAUGAAGUUCCUUUGAAAGAUAAUUGUACUCUGGCAAACAUCGAAGAGAAAAUCAAUGACAUGUGGUUUCACUUAUUUCACCAUCAUCCCAUCCGUAAUGGCUCUAAAGACGUAUAUGCCAUCUGUGUGCUAAAGCCCAGCACAAAGCUGGAACCUGGGAAACCAGUGAUAACUGGACACGUGCUCUUCAAACAAAGAGAUCAUAAAAAGAAAACCGAGGCCAUUUUUAAUGUGGAAGGAUUUCUGGCAGGAGAUGUCCAUCAAAAGCGAGCCAUUCAUGUGCACGAGUUUGGUGAUAUCAGUGAUGGCUGUGAUUCAACUGGUGGCCACUAUAAUCCAUAUGGAGUAAAACAUCCAUACCACCCAGGGGAUUUUGGCAACUUUCUUCCUAAAGAUGGCAAGAUCACCAAGAAAAAAAGCAUCAAAGUUACUCUCAUUGGACCUGAUUCCAUCCUUGGUCGUGCAAUAGUAGUCCACGAAAAUGAGGAUGAUCUUGGAAAAGGGGGCAAUGAAGCCAGUCAUUUGCAUGGAAAUGCAGGCAAGCGAUUAGCUUGUUGUGUCAUUGGGCUCAGCACCAAAAACAAAUGGUAUCAAAGUCAGAAUGAUUAUAAGUAGAAUGUGACUUUUUAGACUGUAUAAUACAACAUCAUAAUGUCAGACCAUCUUUUAAGAUGUUACCUUUAAUGAAUGCAGUUAAAAAUCAUCUGACCGGGUGAGUCAGAAUAUUGUGUUAACAGGUAGCAUACAAUAUGUAAAAACUAGCUGCUGUUUCUUAUUUUGCACUAUGACUGUGCUAUUAUUACCUAAUAAACUAUAUGAGAUUUCCUGCAUUGUUUUCCAUCUUUGAGAAAAUAUGAUUUCAUUUAUUAAUACUACUAACAAUCAACCUAAAUGUUUCUCACUUGAUCAGUCUGAUGCAUAUUUAUACACUUAUGAAUAUCUUUGUACCAGUUUCACAUAGUAAUGAAGUUACAAAACAUAGCACUAAUGAAUACACUUCAUUUGAAAUACUGCAUUUGUCUUGCUUUGUAAUAACAUGUAAAGUAUUUCUAAUAAAAGAAGAAAUGCCAAUGCCACUGAAAAAAAGAAAAAUAAAAUCACUGCAUUUUUAUAAAUCUUGCUAUUUUUUUAAAUCUUGGUAUUUUACUGCUUAACUGUGUCAUACCGAGUGAAAUGCUGAUUUGCAAUAAAUAUGACUUUCAUCUGUUA